Molecule: messenger RNA, 435 nt
Organism: Hydatigera taeniaeformis
Lineage: Eukaryota; Metazoa; Platyhelminthes; Cestoda; Cyclophyllidea; Taeniidae
Source: the annotation of a GenBank genome assembly
AUGGGACCUGUGCGCCGAAGUAAGAAGGCUCCACCAGAUGGCUGGGAAAUGAUUGAACCUACAAUUGAUGAACUUAAUCGGAAGAUGCGAGAGGCUGAAACUGACCCUCAUGAGGGCAAGCGUAAGGUUGAAGCAGAAUGGCCAAUAUUCCGUAUACAUCACAAACGGUCUCGAUAUAUCUAUGACCUAUACUUUAAGCGGAAGGUAAUAUCCAAGGAACUUUAUAAUUACUGCAUUAAAGAAAAGAUUGCAGAUGCUAACUUGAUAGCAAAGUGGAAGAAACAAGGAUAUGAGAAUCUAUGUUGCCUGCGGUGUAUUCAACCUCGAGAUACUAACUUUGGUACCAAUUGCGUUUGUCGUGUUCCCAAAUCAAAGUUGGAGGAGGGAAAGGUCGUUGAAUGUCAGAACUGUGGAUGUCGCGGAUGUUCGGGCUAA